This is a messenger RNA of Silurus meridionalis, 5124 nucleotides long. It is a transcript of the gene ece2b, whose product is annotated as endothelin converting enzyme 2b. Gene Ontology annotation, biological process: protein processing. The coding region runs from base 288 to 2567 and encodes 759 amino acids. The transcript is spliced from 20 exons. Gene Ontology annotation, cellular component: plasma membrane. The record is from RefSeq and is a predicted model, not a curated record. Lineage: Eukaryota; Metazoa; Chordata; Actinopteri; Siluriformes; Siluridae. Gene Ontology annotation, molecular function: metalloendopeptidase activity.
GUCGAGAGAGGAGAUGGCUUAGCACGGACACACAUGCAUACAUGCAGAGGUGGAGUGAGUGAAGCGCGCGACUCCUCGCCUCUCCCCGGAUCUCUGUGUGCACGAUGAGCGUGGCGCUGCAGGAUCUGCGGAACAACUUGGUCCACUACAGAGCUGAACUUUUUUUCAUCCCAGCGGCCAAAGAGGAGUAGCAGCAUUGGAAGUGCUUCUCGUUCCCAUGUUACAGUGUGCAUAAAUGUGAAUUUGGAAGGCUAAUUUUGAAGCUGAAAGAAGCACGUGGACUCUUCAUGGCCAAUUUUUCAAUGUCUAACUACAAGCGUGCAACCUUUGAGGAGGAAGAGGGGUCAGACAUUCCGGCUGAUGGAGCCAUUUCUCCUGAUAGUGUGGAGGUGGGUUUUCGGAAAGGAGGGGUCCAGUUGUGUGGUGGAUUAGGACGGAGGACUCAGCUGGAGAUUGUGUUGGCUGCUUUACUUGUGGCCUCUCUGUUGUCACUUUUUGCAUGUGCUCUAACCCUGGGAAUUCAUUACAAAAAUGAUCCAUCAUUUAGUCUGUGUCUCACAGAGGCGUGUGUGACGGUGGCUAGUAAGAUAGUGGAGUCUCUGGACCGCACAGUUGACCCGUGUCAGGAUUUCUAUCAGUAUGCAUGCGGUGGAUGGAUUCGCAAAAACCCUCUUCCUGAUGGACGAUCACGUUGGAGCACUUUCAACAGCAUCUGGGACCAGAACCAGGCCAUGCUCAAACAUCUACUGGAGAACGGCACCUUUAACUCGAGUAGCGAAGCAGAGAAAAAGGCUCAGUUCUACUACUUGUCCUGUCUGAAUGAGCAGCGCAUUGAGGAUCUGGGAGCCCAGCCACUCAUCGACCUCAUCACUAAGACAGGAGGUUGGAACAUCACCGAACCAUGGGAAAAGGAUAACUUCAUGGAGGUCCUGAAAACUGUCUCAGGCCCAUACAGAGCCCAGCCUUUCUUCAGUGUGGGGGUCAGCGUGGACCCUAAAAACUCCAACAGCAACGUAAUUCAGGUUGAUCAAUCCGGACUCUUCCUUCCCUCUCGGGAUUAUUACCUCAAUAAGACUAAUGAGAAGGUUUUAAAGGCAUAUCUGGACUACAUGGUGGAGCUAGGCUUGUUGCUGGGAGGAGAUAAAAAGUCCACUCAGAGCCAGAUGCAGCAUAUUCUGGACUUUGAGACAGCACUCGCCAACAUCACUGUGCCUCAGGAUGAGCGCAGAGACGAGGAGAAAAUCUAUCACAAAAUCACCAUCGCCGAGCUGCAGACACUAGCACCGGCUGUGGAAUGGCUAGACUACCUGACCUCUGCACUUUCCCCCCUGGAGCUGAAUGAUACAGAGCCAGUAGUUGUGUAUGCCAAGGAAUACCUGCAGCAGGUCUCAGACCUCAUCAACAAGACUGACCGCAAUUUGCUGAAUAACUACAUGAUUUGGAAUCUGGUGCAGAAAGGAGCAUCUAGCCUCGACCAGCGCUUUGAAAAUGCCCAGGACAAAUUACUGGAGAGUCUUUAUGGCACCAAAAAGUCGUGUACUCCUCGCUGGCAGACCUGCAUUGGAAACACGGACGACACUCUGGGUUUUGCUCUGGGCGCGCUGUUUGUUAAAGCCACCUUUGACAAACACAGCAAAGAGAUUGCUGAGGGGAUGAUCAACGAGAUCCGGACUGCUUUUAAACAUACUUUAGACAACCUCAGUUGGAUGGAUGAACAGACACGACAAGCUGCUAAAGACAAGGCUGAUGCCAUUUAUGAUAUGAUCGGUUUCCCAGACUUCAUCCUAGACCCCAAGGAGCUGGACGAAGUAUAUGAUGGGUACGAAGUCUCUGAGGACAACUUUUUCCAAAAUAUGCUCAACUUCUACAACUUCUCAGCCAGGGUGAUGGCAGACCAGUUGCGCAAACCUCCAAACAAAGACCAAUGGAGUAUGACUCCUCCUACAGUAAAUGCAUACUACAUGCCCACCAAGAAUGGCAUUGUGUUUCCUGCUGGAAUCCUACAAGCUCCAUUCUAUGCCCGGGAUCACCCCAAAGCACUAAACUUUGGGGGCAUUGGUGUGGUCAUGGGACAUGAGCUUACUCACGCUUUUGAUGACCAGGGCAGAGAGUAUGAUAAGGAUGGGAACCUCAGGCCCUGGUGGCAGAACUCCUCAGUGGAUGCUUUUAAGAAUCGGACAGAGUGCAUGGUGGAUCAGUACACUCAGUACACCAUCAACGGAGAACACAUUAACGGCAAACAAACUCUGGGAGAGAACAUUGCAGACAAUGGAGGUUUAAAGGCUGCCUAUCAUGCAUACAGGUCAUGGGUACAGAGAAAUGGAAAAGAGAAAAGACUCCCAGCAGUCAAUCUUACCAGUGACCAGCUCUUCUUUGUGGGGUUUGCACAGGUUUGGUGUUCAGUACGGACACCAGAGAGUGCUCAUGAAGGCUUAAUGACAGACCCUCACAGUCCACCCAAGUACCGUGUCAUUGGCACACUAUCUAACUCUCCUGAAUUUGCGCAGCAUUUCCAGUGUCCACUGGGCUCACCCAUGAACUCAGGUCACCGCUGUGUGGUUUGGUAAGAGCAGAAAACCGCAGGGAAAACUGGUAUACUUUGCUUUGACCAGUCGAGCAGAUAGACUUUACCCUUUCUCAAGCACUGGACUACUUCUUCUUUACAUUUUUCUUUGUAAAAUCUGAAAUGUUGCUGGAUAUAAAUCAGAUUUUUGAUGAAUAGUGCCAGAGCCAGGAGGAUACAAAGAGCGUAUAUCAGCCAUUGUAUAUUUGUCCAGCAACUGAUGUCUCACUCCCCUUCUGCACGACCACAACAGCCCACAUGGGGCUAUACUAUUUAUUAUUUGCUGCACUUGAACUUAAGUGGGUUAUAACGACAAGGAGAAUCUUUUCUAUGUUGGUGUGGGUUUUUUGUGCUUCAGCUAUACAAGGCUCAUUCUUCUGUAAGUUUAAAUGCCAUGUGAUGUCAGAGGGAGUGCCGUAUCUCGCUUUGACCUCACAGGAAACAUUGGAUUCCGUCUGUGACCUCAAAGGAAGUGCCAUUCUGUCUCAGUAACUCCACAGGAAGAAUUAGGUAAGGGAACUGCUGAACCUCUUCUGGCUGGGAGCCCAAGGGAAGAAAGUGACAUCAUGCUUCUCUGUAUUAUGGUUUGCUAAGUGGCUAACAGCUGAUAGUUACUUGGAGGACAGCCUUCAUCCGACCUGUGUAUUAUUACCAUUCGCUUAUUUACAUAUUGACAAAGUUGAAGUGACCUGGUUGUUUGAAACUGCUUUUUGCCAAAGAAUGUUUGGGAUUUUUUUUUUCGUUCCAUGUGUUCUGUAAGAAUGUUUAGAAAAACCUUGCUUUUUUUUUUUUGUCUACAGUAAUUUAGAGGCGUGUAUGUAUGUGUGUGUGAGUGUGUGUGUGCGUGCUUGUUUAUUUUAAAGUCUGUGAACAUUUAAUGUCUAGCCUGCUUAAUCAAUUUUUUAAAACAUUUAAAACUUUUUGAGAACCACUAAAGGGAAAGUAAUGCUUCUCUGCUUGAUGCGUUUCCAGUCUUUCUUGACGAUGUUUCAGGCUGCAUGAGUGAAGAGUAUAGUGCAGUUUAGAUCAACUAAUGGAUUGCUGCUGAGUGCUAUUCCGUUUACGAUGUACAGUUUAAAUCUGCGAGCAUCUUUAGUUUUAUAGCAAAGUGCUGUUCUUUACUAUAAAAUGCCAACGAACGAGUAGAAAUUCCCUUUAAUUUGACUUACCGCUGAUUUGUCACUCUAACUGGUCUCACUCUGUGAGAUCGUUUAUACUGUAAAACAGGAUUUUGGCUGGAGCUUUGAUUUAAAGGUGCAGUUAGUAUUUUACCUAAUGUUAACCUGAAUGUUGGGUCAUAAACUAAAGAGCAACACGCAAGGAAGAAACUAUUUCGUAUACUGAUUUAUUAGAUGUUCGUGAUCCACAACAUUUGGUUUUCCAUUUAUGGAAUUGGAGCAGUGACUGCAGCAGAUAUAGGAUUAAUUACUCGAUUGCCAAAAAUCACAAACAAUUGUUGUAACUUAACCACUGACUUUACUUCUAAUUGUAUUAUGUUUAAGAAAUGCAUUGACUGACCAGCAUCUGUCUCUAGUAUGAAUGAAUGUCUCUAGUGACUCCUCCACCACCUCUUCAGUCCAAAGAAAACUGACCGUUUAUGUGUUUGAAGCUGCUGACGAACGACUUACCACCCCUUUAAGUGAAACUUUCUAGCUUCUUCACUCUUUGAAAUCUCAACGCUAUACCACUGAAUUGUUUGAUCAUGAUCAUCCGCAAGUUGUGUUUGGUACAGUAUUAGCUGUCCGAUUUCAUCCGUUGCAGAUUUCUUUCGUUCUCUGUCCUUCGUUCAAACGUAAUGCUAGGAUUGUAAAAAAAAAAAAUUAUAAUAAUUGUCUAACUGGGAGAAGUCUGAUUUCACUACACCUGCCUUACAGUGCACUUUGGCUGCACUGUCUGUGUCCUAGUGUCAACAGUUCCUAAGUCUUGUCAGCCUCAUAAUGACCAGUCUGGAAUCUCAGGCCUCUAUUUUUACCAUUGUUACAUGUUUAAUGAAACGCAUACAAAAGCAGGAAACAGGACUCUCUAUGAAUGCGAUAUUUUUUUCUUUAACACAUGAUGUCUAGGUGGGGUUUAAAUUCUUACAUUUCUAAAGAGUAAAAUACAGAGUUGCAUACUUGGUAUUGUCUAAAUGAAAACUAAAAUGGAACUUUGAAGUGCUUGAGAGUCUUUAAAAUAGACAGAAGUGGUGGUGGUGUUUUUUGUUGUUUUUUUUACCUUCAUGUGUUUUACCAACUAGUUAGAUUACAAGCUUAUUUAAAUAUUAGUUCACUGUAAUCACCAACUCACAGUGAAUAAAAGGCAGUUCCAGGCUGAGUUUUAUGUAGAGUGUCAUUGAGAUGUUGUCUAUUACCAAAUGGAUUUGAAUUCUCAUUGCUCUGAUGUCAUUUUCUUCAUUCACGUUUCUUGUCCUGUAAUUUUGUAUGUUUUUCUUGUUUUUUUUGUUGUUUGUUUAUGUUUUUUUUAUAUUGUAAUGUUCUAGCAUUAUUUAAGUCACAGAGUGUACAUUUUCUUAACUGAUAGUCUAUAUUAAAACAACAAUAAAAUGUAUGGGGUUACACUGA